This is a messenger RNA of Pomacea canaliculata, 1526 nucleotides long. RefSeq lists its product as uncharacterized. Lineage: Eukaryota; Metazoa; Mollusca; Gastropoda; Architaenioglossa; Ampullariidae. The coding region runs from base 144 to 584 and encodes 146 amino acids. The transcript is spliced from 4 exons. The record is from RefSeq and is a predicted model, not a curated record.
CUGUGACAGGGGUAUAGACGAGAGGGGGAGUAAUACCUGGAAUUACACCGGUUGUCAUAAAGGUGUUACUCAAGCACAGAGGUAUAAAACCUGAGACGAACUGUCCUGUAUACCACACUCACCUGUCUGGAGCAGGCGAUGACAUGGCCGCCUCUGCAGAUUUCCGUCUUCAAGAAAUUUCCACAGACUCCAAUGUACCGAAGAUGGACUCACCUCCUGGGUACUACCCAGUGUCACAGCAUGUUCACACCGGGACCCCACCCCAGUUCAUAGGGGUACAUACGGCCCAACCCACUACAAUGGGGACCACUGUGGUGCAGGUGACUCAGCCAGUGGUGACCCAAGUGGAGCCGAACACCACGUGUCCUCUGGUGAUGUCGGUGCUGACCGUCGUCCUCUGUUUCUCCGUCUGCGGCAUGGCUGGCAUCUUCGCCGCCUGGAAGGCUCGCCUGGAUGUUCUCGGAAAGAAGUACGAGCAGGCCAGCCAUUCUGUCAAGAUCGCCUGGCUUUUCUUCGCCCUCGCCAUCUACUUUUGGCUCCUCCCCGGCAUAAUAGCUGCCAUAGUAUUCUCAAUAGUUUUUUAGUUAAUAGCACAGCCAGCUCUUCAUUCUCAUCAGUUCAUGAUCCACUGGCAACUGGCAUGUCCGCAUUUGGCAAUGUGUGAACACUCACUAAACUAUCACGAGGACUAAAAGUCAUCAAUCUUUUCUAAAUUGAAUAAACAGAUUACAAGCACUCAAUGAGUUCACGGACAUAUACAGAACAUCAAUAGAAAUAACUCUAGGCACACGAACAGACGAUAACUACUAAACAGAAUAUAUUUAUUUAAUGACUUUACGUAAACGAACAGAAUAUAGAUACUAAACAGAAAUAAUGACUACAUUGGAGCCAUUCCUUCUCUUUGUAUCUUCUUCCGUAGUCUUACAGUGUAGAAUAUUUUGUUUGAUUGACAGAGCGAUGUAACAAAGUAACACUAUUAUGUUUAUCUCAUAACAUUUUUAAAAUAAAAAAAAAGUGAUUAUUAUGUGUGAUUCCAGAUAAGUGUAAGAUAUAUAGAGAGGUCGUUUUGAAAGCUUUAGUCUAGUGGGUGUUCGGUAGUGUCGCCAUUGCCAGAAGCCCAACCCUCAACAUCUGUAGAUGAUGUAGAAGUAGAGAAGUAGAGGUGAGCAGUGUUGACACCAUUGACUGUCAUGAAGCAUAUCAUAAUCAGAUGUGAAGGAAUAACAAAUACUCCCAUUAUACGACUAAUAAUAAUAUCAAUGUUUACUUGUGUAGUGUCAACAGUGUUGUAGACUUUGACUUAUGGUCUUGUCUUAUUCAUCCGCUUUUCUCUUCUCUCUCUCCACUCUCUGUUCUAUGUAACAUAGCCCUGUGGAAUCGCAGUAAAUCGGGUGGCGACCGUUUAUGUCGGGUAGUUUGUUACCCAAUUACAUUAAAUUAGCCUAACUCUAAGGGGUCCCUUUACAAAGUUGAAAAAAACCCACCAAGAAAUCAACUACUUUGUUCAACUGCCUUUCAGGCACACA